Messenger RNA from Dipodomys spectabilis (banner-tailed kangaroo rat), 1975 nucleotides. RefSeq names its product carbohydrate sulfotransferase 9 (gene Chst9). Gene Ontology annotation, cellular component: membrane. Lineage: Eukaryota; Metazoa; Chordata; Mammalia; Rodentia; Heteromyidae. Gene Ontology annotation, biological process: proteoglycan biosynthetic process; carbohydrate biosynthetic process. The transcript has 5 exons. Bases 77 to 1408 code for a protein of 443 amino acids. The record is from RefSeq and is a predicted model, not a curated record. Gene Ontology annotation, molecular function: sulfotransferase activity.
CUUCGUGGAAUAAACUCUUACAGAACAAGACAGAAAAAGUAAGUCAUGUGGCCUUCAGAUUUAGACAUGCGGAGAAAUGCAGCCAUCUGACAUGGUCAUGAACCCCAAACAAGUCUUCCUCUCUGUGCUGCUAUUUGGAGUGGCAGGCCUCCUCCUCUUCAUGUACCUGCAAGUCUGGAUUGAAGAGCAGCAUACAGGGAGAGUGGAGAAGAAAAGAGAACAAAAAUCAACUUCAGCAUGGGGGCCAGCCAAUUACUUUCAGCCUGCACCCGGAAUCAUGAUUACAGAAAAACUCCAGGAGCAUAUUGCCAACCAGAGCCCCAAGUUUCACAUACCUGAGGAGGUAAAGAGAAAAAAGGACAAUCUAUUACAUCCUGGAAGGCCUACUAGAGUGUUAACAAAGACCAGCAGCCACUCACAAGGAGAGAACCAAGAUCUGGAUAAGGUCUCAGGGUCACUAACAAACCAUUUGAUUGAAAGUCAUCAAGGAGCAAAGACUGUUUUCAAGAAGUAUAGUGAGAUUAAUUGGCCAUUGGACACUCGGCCUUUAAACAAAAGUUUAAUCAGAGACAACAAAUGGAAAAAAAUUGAGGUGACCCAAGAGGAACGCAGGUCCUUCCUACAGGAGUUUUGCAAGAAAUAUAGUGGUGCAAGUCACCCUCAAUCACACCUCUUUCAUAUGGUAUCUAGGAUCUAUGUAGAAGACAAACACAAAAUCUUAUACUGUGAGGUGCCCAAGGCUGGCUGCUCCAACUGGAAAAGAAUUCUGAUGGUGCUAAAUGGGUUGGCUUCCUCUGCAUACAACAUAUCCCAUGAUGCAGUCCACUAUGGGAAGCAUUUAAAAAAGCUAGAUAGCUUUGACUUAAAAGGGAUCUAUACUCGUUUGAAUACCUACACCAAAGCUGUCUUUGUGCGCGAUCCUAUGGAAAGAUUAGUGUCAGCAUUUAGGGACAAAUUCGAACAUCCCAAUAGUUAUUAUCAUCCAGUAUUUGGAAAGGCAAUUAUAAAGAAAUAUCGACCAAAUGCCUGUGAUGAAUCAUUAAAUAAUGGAUCUGGAGUCAAAUUCAAAGAGUUUGUACACUAUUUGCUGGAUUCUCAUCGUCCAGUAGGGAUGGAUAUUCACUGGGAAAAGGUCAGCAAACUCUGCUACCCAUGUUUGAUCAACUAUGACUUUGUAGGGAAAUUUGAAACUUUGGAAGAAGAUGCCAAUUACUUUUUGCAGCUGAUUGGUGCUCCUAAAGAGCUGAAAUUUCCAAACUUCAAGGACAGACACUCUUCCGAUGAAAGAACCAAUGCUCAAGUGGUGAGACAGUAUUUAAAGGACUUGAGCAGAACUGAAAGACAACUGAUCUAUGACUUUUAUUACUUGGACUACUUGAUGUUUAAUUACACAGCCCCAUUUUUGUAGUUUGCAUUCAUUGUUCUAAAACCCUGUAUUUACUUAAUGAUGAUGGCCUCAAAUCAGCUACUCUAAUUUUCCUAUAAUUCUCUGUAUGAGGGAAAUUUUUAACUAAAUGCAGUUGUCCUGAUUUAAUGAGUUUUUUUUUUUUUUACUGAAUAGGACAACAGCAAUUGGCACAAAGUUAUAGGAAAAUCAUCUAACAGAGACGCGUAAACAACUUGAGUUACUUUAAAACGUUUGGAAAAGAGCUGCUUUGGCAUUAUGGAUCAUAUUGUUGAAGCAAUAACCUAGCCAGCUGUUACAUUAACUAAAACAGCCUCUUGCAAUGGUAGAAUAAGGCAUCUAAAAUAGCAUGAAUGUGUAUCAGUAUCCUGGAAUUCAUUGUCUAAAGUGCAUGAAUGUAUUUUUUAGCAGUCUGUGCUGUAUUAAUCAAACUAUUAUAUCAUUUUCUCAUACUCUGGAAAUCUUUCUAUCAGCUGUAAUGAUAAAUCCAUUUUAAAAUGAUAUUUGGACUUAGGCAUUUUACUUUAGAUUAGGAGGCAUCACAUGAUUUACAAGAUGAGAAUAUAACAC